AUGUAUCUGGCAAACAGAAGAAGAAAGAUUUGUCUAGCCCUUGUCGCCGCCUUUUUCGUUCUUCAGAUUUUUCAUUUACGCUCGCUCCUAUCUGGACGUCCUGCAAGUAAGGUUCACAACCUGAAGUACUUCACAUUCAUACUACACCUCGCCGCGGCCGUCCAUAACCCCCUUCCCUCCCGCAAGCUUCUUUCCCCAGGCAUCACCUGUCCGGCCAUACGCGGAGUACAAGAGGCAACGGUGAUUCCCGUCACUGACGUUUUCGACGAGCAUGGUCUUCAAUCAUUGGGCUAUGAGACAGACCUACAACGGUGGUCAGACCCUGCCGCCAAAGCCGCUGCCACUAAACGUGUGGACUACUAUACCAAUAUCGUGGAAGGGCCAAGCCAAAUCAUCGAAGCCAAAGCGCGUACUGAAUCCUACUGGCAGUGGAGCGCCGUUCGGUUUGUUCUCGAAGGCUUUGUCCUCCCCUGGACACCGAAUCGAUGGCGCUCUGCAGCCCGUCGCUUUCAGCUUACCCGCCCACUACAGCAGUGCGUCGACAGUGUCCUCCCUGACCUCGUUCCCCACGCUAUAGCGAUGCAUUUGCGGAUGUGGCCGUCCGAUUUAUCUUUUGGUCAACACGAUGCUUGCUACCGCGGCCAGGUCCCUGUCCUUAAGCAUAUCUUUUCCAAAUGUGAUUGGACGGGAUCAUAUUUGUACAACAACGUUCUACGUGUCCAAAAAAGCGAUACGCAGCCCGUCAUCAUCGCGACCGACGACAAGGAACAUCCAGCCAUAGUUGAUCUUGUCCGCCGCCUUGGCCACCGAGCUUAUUUCAUGGAAAUGACAGCAGCAUGCACAGCCGCUAUCCAAGACGCUCAUCCUUCUAACGAGACACAAUGGCGUUCGGCCACAUACUGGCCUAUCGUCGAAGCGGCUGUUAUGGUCCGGACAGAGUCAUUUAUCGGUUCCUUCUGGUCGACCUUCUCCCAGCUGAUUGCUAUUCGCCGCCAUAGGAUACAUCGAACAUUCUUUGUCCAGAAUCGUCUACAGGAGUUUGUCUGGGACCAUCGGUGGAUUAUAAUACUAGUAUCUGCUGGGACAUUGGGUUCGAUUAUAUUUUAUCGGCCGGCAAUAUUCCAUACUCGAAUUUCUGUCUAUACUUCUUUCCCUAUACGGAGCGAAUAUUCUUCAAUACCCUAG
Aspergillus oryzae RIB40 is the source of this 1185-nucleotide messenger RNA. RefSeq lists its product as uncharacterized. The transcript has 3 exons. The coding region runs from base 1 to 1185 and encodes 394 amino acids. Lineage: Eukaryota; Fungi; Ascomycota; Eurotiomycetes; Eurotiales; Aspergillaceae. The record is from RefSeq and is a predicted model, not a curated record.